Cladophialophora carrionii CBS 160.54 is the source of this 1344-nucleotide messenger RNA. RefSeq lists its product as uncharacterized. Lineage: Eukaryota; Fungi; Ascomycota; Eurotiomycetes; Chaetothyriales; Herpotrichiellaceae. Bases 1 to 1344 code for a protein of 447 amino acids. The transcript has 2 exons. The record is from RefSeq and is a predicted model, not a curated record.
AUGGGUAGCAAACCGACCGAGACCUGUAUGUUCUUCGUGGACGACUCCAACAUAUGGAUCGAGGCCCAAAAGUUCGCCGCCUCAGGCAAUAGCCGCAUGCCCAAACUGACAGACAGCGACAUCGACCCGCGUCUCAGAGUUGACAUCGGGAAGUUGAUCGAUGAGCUCAGAAAAGACCGCAGGCAAGGUCCUUCGUUUCUUUAUGGCUCUCGGCCACCGCCAAAUGAUUCCGUCUGGAACGCGUUUGAGAAGUAUAAGUUCGAGACUAAGAUCUAUGAUCGCGCGCACGGGAAAGAGAAGGAGGUGGAUAACUCUAUGGCGACGGAUCUGAGCUCUAGAGCCACCGAACUCAGCAUUAGGGCCGAGUAUGACUUGAGGUUCAGACAGCAGAAAGCCAAUACGACGUUUGUCGCCAUUACUGGAGACCGCGACCUACUCCCGCCAAUCAAGAAAGUACUGGAGUCAACAUCCCGGUCGAGUCUGCUUUCGGUAGACUAUCUGGACGAGAUAUUCGACAAGAUCUCCUUUACUAAUUUCCGCUCCACCCGACGGAGCAAGGCCAACAAAGUCGAUCCUGGCCAAACGAUCGUGCUUUGCGAGUUCGCGGACCUGGGAGGGGAUAACGUCGAAUCUUUCGUCCGCGAGCAGCUCAUUCAGUUGGAGCGCUUGUUCUACAUCACUCUUUCCAAGGCGGAAACGGAGGUAUUUGUGGAAUUUCCGAAGGUCAAGAACAUCGAGGCUGUGGUCCGCAAGGCACGAGAGCUGUUUAAGAAUGUUUUGACAGUGCUGUCAUGGCCCGAAUACUCAAGUCGUCUCCAUGAGGAUCUGCCGGCCAUGGUCGAGACAAGCAACAUGUAUGCGCCGUUGACGGAUGCUAACAGCCAACACUCCACCAAUGUCACAGUGAAAGAAGAACACAAACAUGUCGAACGUGAAGAUAAGCCGUCUAGUACCGCAGAGCCUGAGAGUGUAGACAGGGAAAACGAAAGGACACAAGGUCUCAAUGAUCCUGACGACAACAACGGCUGGCAAACGGUGAUUCGAUCCGACCUAGCAAGAGACCAUCGUCGCAGCAUACUCCAAACUCAGCAAUGUCCUGACCGCGUCCGCUGCAAGAAAAGAGGCGAGUGUGGUCACCGCCAUAGCGACGAGGAGCAGAACCUAUUUCGGGACAAUCUAAAUUUGGAUUUCCGGCUGUGGAAAACCAAGAAGUGUAAUCGCGCUGGCCCUCACGCCAGCAAGCGAUGUCCGUUUGUCCAUACGCCGGCCGAAGCACGGUGCCUUCAGUGCCGCCAUGAGGGCCACUAUACUGAAGGGUGCCGGUAUAGGAAGAGAACUUCGUAG